AUGUCUUCCAGCUCCCCCCCGGGCGAGCAGAACAGCCGGAGCCUGGGCCGGCUGUCGCUGCCCAGGAAAGGCAGCAUGACGCCCGGUAAGAAGCCCUCGGCGCUGGAGCUGGCCGAGAGCACCCCCAACGCCCACUACGCCCCACUCUCCGCCGCCCAGGGCGGGCAGCCGCCGGCGGGCUGCAGUCCGGAGCCGGAGCGGCCGCUGCGCCUGAAGAGCGAGGUGGUGGUGGUGAACGCCGACUGUCCGCGGCCCCCCGUCAGCCUCGACCCCCGCGUCUCCAUCUACAGCCUCCGCAAGCCCCUGCUGAGCCGCAGCAGCGUCCAGGGCAGGGUCUACAACUUCUUGGAGCGGCCCACGGGCUGGAAGUGCUUCGUGUACCACUUCACCGUCUUCCUUAUUGUGCUGAUAUGCCUUAUUUUCAGCGUGCUUUCUACAAUUGAACAGUAUGCAGCUCUUGCUACAGGGACGUUAUUUUGGAUGGAAAUUGUAUUAGUGGUAUUCUUUGGAACAGAAUAUGUGGUUCGGUUAUGGUCAGCAGGAUGCCGCAGUAAAUAUGUUGGAAUAUGGGGAAGACUUCGUUUUGCUAGGAAGCCUAUUUCAAUCAUUGAUUUAAUUGUAGUUGUUGCUUCCAUGAUAGUUCUUUGUGUGGGCUCUAAAGGUCAAGUCUUUGCAACCUCAGCUAUCAGGGGCAUCCGUUUUCUGCAGAUUUUACGAAUGCUGCAUGUUGACCGUCAGGGUGGUACAUGGAGGCUACUGGGAUCAGUAGUGUUCAUACACAGACAAGAACUGAUAACUACACUCUACAUUGGAUUUCUGGGCCUGAUUUUUUCCUCUUAUUUUGUGUACCUGGCUGAAAAAGAUGCUGUAAAUGAUUCUGGAGAAACAGAGUUUGGCAGCUAUGCAGAUGCCCUGUGGUGGGGAGUAGUGACUGUUACAACUAUUGGCUAUGGGGAUAAAGUGCCUCAGACCUGGAUAGGAAAGACGAUUGCAUCUUGUUUUUCAGUAUUUGCAAUUUCAUUUUUUGCACUACCUGCGGGAAUUCUUGGUUCAGGCUUUGCCCUAAAGGUACAACAGAAACAACGACAGAAGCAUUUCAACCGUCAAAUUCCAGCUGCUGCCUCUCUCAUACAGACUGCAUGGAGAUGCUAUGCAGCAGAAAACCCAGACUCUUCUACAUGGAAAAUAUACAUCCGAAAACCUGCCAGAAAUUAUCAUUUGCUGUCACCCAGUCCAAAACCGAAGAAAUCAGUGAUGGUUAAAAAGAAGAAAUUUAAGUUAGACAAGGACAAUGGGCCUUCUUCUCCAGAUAGAAUGUUAACUGUUCCACACAUCACUUAUGACCAUGUGACGGAGGACAGGAAACCUGAUUUCAGUUUUGAAGCUUAUGAACAUUCUGUGAAAAAAAGCCCAACGUUUUUAGAUGUGAACACAGGACCCUUCAUCAGGACCAACAGCUUUGCCGAUGAGCUUGACCUGGAGGGUGAGACACUGUUGACCCCAAUAACUCACAUCUCACAGCUGCGAGAACACCACCGUGCUGCAAUUAAGGUGAUUCGUAGGAUGCAGUAUUUUGUAGCAAAGAAAAAGUUUCAGCAAGCUAGAAAGCCCUAUGAUGUCCGAGAUGUUAUUGAGCAGUAUUCUCAGGGCCACCUCAACCUGAUGGUGCGAAUCAAGGAGUUACAGAGGAGGUUGGACCAAUCCAUAGGGAAGCCAUCUCUUUUUAUCUCCGUCUCAGAAAAAAGCAAAGAUCGAGGGAAUAACACGGUUGGUGCCAGGCUGAACAGAGUGGAGGACAAGGUUACACAAAUGGACCAGAAACUGAACCUCAUUACAGAUAUGCUGCAUCAUCUGGUUUCCCGUCAGCAGGGGGAUCAAGGAAACAACAGAUCAUCUCAGAGAGGCAACAAUGUCAAUUCAGAUCUUUUUCUCCCUAAUAACACUCUGCCGACCUAUGAGCAACUGACAGUACCAAGAAGAAACGAAGAUGAUGUAUCCUGA
Messenger RNA from Haliaeetus leucocephalus (bald eagle), 2001 nucleotides. RefSeq names its product potassium voltage-gated channel, KQT-like subfamily, member 1 (gene KCNQ1). The record is from RefSeq and is a predicted model, not a curated record. Gene Ontology annotation, biological process: potassium ion transport; transmembrane transport. Gene Ontology annotation, cellular component: membrane; voltage-gated potassium channel complex. Gene Ontology annotation, molecular function: voltage-gated potassium channel activity. NCBI's taxonomy places the organism in Eukaryota, Metazoa, Chordata, Aves, Accipitriformes, Accipitridae. Bases 1 to 2001 code for a protein of 666 amino acids. The transcript is spliced from 16 exons.